AUGGUAAAUCGUAUUUUUUGUUUAACAAUUCUCUUGCUAACAUUGAUCACAGAAAUAAUACUAUCUCAAACUACAAGUCAAAAUGUAAACAUUCUCCUUUCAAACAUAACCAAUCCUUGUGACAGUUUCUAUCAAUAUGCAUGUAGAGAAUGGGAAGUGAAUAAUCCUAUACCAGAUAAUGUAAUGGAAAUGAAUACUUUUAUCAAGGCUCAAAGAAACAUUGACAAUUAUUUUUAUGAUAUUAUUGCUAACAGUUCAUAUGCUUCCAAUGAUUCUCGCUUAUUUGCUGCUCAUGAAUUCUACAAAGCUUGCAUAAAAAUUCCGUUUGAUUCAAUUGAUCAUGUUAAAAACCAAAUGCUUCAAUUAAUCACGAAAGCCUUUGGACAUUGGGAUUUAAUGACAUCUUUUAACGGGAAUUGGGAAAAUAGAUCUGAUGCUGUGAAAAAUGUUCUAAAUUUGAGUUUGACUGACGUCUACCUACCACUGAUCAGUGCAACAGGACAUUCACCUUUAUUUUCAUUGGAAGUUGAUGCAGAAACUAAUAUAAUUCGAAUAGGAUUUCGGGAACUGAAACAAAUGUUUUAUCGGGCGGUUGAAUUCCUGAAUUUGAAUCGUUCGAAUAAUGAAAGUUUCAAUGAGGCUUUCGAAUUAUUUGACCGUUUAGCUAGUAUCGACUGGGAUUAUUUAUUCACCAAAUUGUUCGAUCAAAAUGGAUUAACAACGUACAAUCGUCGGCAAAUAGAGAUUGCAGAUACAUUUCUAUUACAAUAUCGUUGUGGACUUCAUAAAAUUCAGUUGGAAACAGACGCAGGAAAAAGGUCACAACCUGAUAUACCAACUUAUUUGUCAGAAGCUUUCAACGUGAGAGAAUUAAACAGCAUAUAUAUUUUUGGUGGAUUGAUGCAAACACCGUUUUAUGAAAAGAAUGAGAAUCAGUUCCUUAAAUUUACAGGAUUGGGUUGGAUCAUCGCUCAUGAAUUUUUACACGCUAUUGAUAUUACAGGCAUUCUCAUUGAUGAAAACGGGCAUUUACGGACAAGUGGAAAUUCUGAAACAGGACUCAUUGCAAAUAUAAAGCAAGCCGAUUGUCUACGACUUCAUUACAAACUUCAUCCGGGUGCGUAUGGAAAGACCUUUUGUGGCCAUGUGCGUGCCGGUUCAUACGCACACUACCAAAAUAAUGUUCAUCAUCUUUUCCCUGAAUUCAGGGUAUUUGGAGCUUUGUCGAAUAGUGAAGAAUUCGCUGAAGCGUAUAACUGUUCGACUGAUUCACCAAUGAAUCCUUCAAACAAAUGUAAGCUGUGGUGAAAUCCGCUGAAAACAUCAACUUGCUGUUACACGGGUGUAAGCAAGAACAUAUCAUUACAUUUCUAUUGUUUUUUAUACA
This is a messenger RNA of Schistosoma turkestanicum, 1387 nucleotides long. The record is from the annotation of a GenBank genome assembly. NCBI's taxonomy places the organism in Eukaryota, Metazoa, Platyhelminthes, Trematoda, Strigeidida, Schistosomatidae.